AUGAUGUCGAAAACAAAUACAAAUAUACGUCGUCCACAAAAGAAAACGACUUUAAAAAAACGAGAUUGGGAUUCAUCCAUUGGUGAUCUUUCUCAACAUCGAUUAAGUGAUGAUGAAGCUUCACGACGUAAACAAUCUUAUCAAUCACGUAAUUUACAAUUAAUGCAAGAAGAUAAACAACGAAAACUUUUAGCAAAAGCGGUUCAUGAUGCAAGAAAAACAAACAGUAAUCAAUUGGGUAUUUUACGUGAAAUAUUAUUUAAUGAACGAGAUAUUGAUGAUUUAAUGCAAAAAUCAACAAGUGUUUUACAAUCGAGUCGAUCGGAAAAAUUUGUUCCGAAAAGUAGUGUCUUACGUAGUGGAAAAAAUCAUUUUACAAGUUUAACUGAUAAUAGUCGCACAAGAAAAACAUCAGCGUCAUCAACAACAACAAAACAAUCAUCAAUAAGAAAUUUAAAUUCACCAGGUGGUGUCGAUUGGAAUCAAUCUGAAGAAGAUAAUAUAUCAGUUAGUUCAGCUGAUGGUGGUGGUGGUGAACAUGACGAAGAUGAAUAUGAAAAUGAACCUGUACGUUUAAAUCAUUCACAUAAAAAAUCUGAUCAUCAACAUGCAUCAUCAUUACAUACAAUAAAUCGUAAUUCAAAUCUUUAUUCACAAUCUCGUCCACAAUCGAGCGGAACUCGUCCAGCUAAUAAUGUUUCAUUUAUGUCUGAUACAUCAAAAAUUGGUGGUAAAACUAUUGGAAUUGAAUCAACUAGUAAUCCAUCAGCAAAUCAACUUAAACAAUUACUUGAUCGUUUAUCAUCGGAAUUAAAUGAUUUAGAAAUGAUAACUGGUUUUAAAUCAGAUAAAAAUACUUCAUCAUUAAAUAAUCAAUCGAAUACAUGUAGUACAGCUCUUGUUACAGCACUUAUUUCACUUACAGGUCAUGUUAAACAAUGUGCUCUUGGUUCGAAAAAUCAACCAAAUCAAGAAACACAGACUCUUAAAGAUCAACUUUCAGUUGUAAUUAAAGCACAAUUAGAUUUUCAACAAAAAAUGGAAAAUCAAAUGUCAAUGUUACAAACAAUGAUGCAAACUGUUUGUCAACUUGUUAAUAAUGAAAUUAUAUCAAAUAAAAAAUCAACGAAUCAUUCACCAUCACAACAACAACAACAACAAUCAACAAAUUCAUCGCGUAUUCGCCGAGAUCAACCAGAUUUUCAAAUAGCUGAACCAAGACAAAAUUGGUUAAGUAAUAAUAAUAAUAAUAAUAAUACGAAUACUCAAGUACAACGACCAAAAAAUAAUUUAACAGAUGAAUUACUUACAUAUACUCAACGAAUAAAUACUGCUACCCCAACAGAUACAAAUCAAUAUCGUUCUUUAAAUAAUAGUGAUGCCAAUGAAAUUUUAAAAAAAUUUUCACGACCCACAUCGGCUAUAUCAACAAAUGAAAGUCAUCAUACAAAUGAUUUUUCAAAACAAAUUCAACAACGAAGAAUGAUCGAUCAAGAAUCACGUUCAUCGAUGAUUAGUCCAAUCGAUACACCAUCAUCCUAUGAUUUAUUUGAAUCAGGUCUUCCAAAAAGUAAUUCAAUGACAAGUAUGAUGAGAAGUACAACAAAUAAUGGUCUAUCUGGAACAUUAAAUAAUGUACCAUCAAGUUCAAAUAUGAUGAUAAAUGGGAUUCCAAUUCAACAACAUUCAGAAUCUAUUGUUUAA
Adineta steineri is the source of this 1704-nucleotide messenger RNA. The record is from the annotation of a GenBank genome assembly. Lineage: Eukaryota; Metazoa; Rotifera; Eurotatoria; Adinetida; Adinetidae.